AACAAAAUGGCGCUGCCCGUUGUCACAGAAUGAUUUGGACCAAGCAUGUUUACUUGGCUUUAGCUUUAUCAAAAAAACGUGAUCCCGAGGCAUAAUAAAUCAGGAGGAAUGGCCAAUGUGGGGAAGAAAAGCAAAAAGGAUUCAACAUUUAUUCGAGCCAAACUCUCCUUCACCUCACCGUACACUCCAAAAUGGAGCCCACUUCCCCAAGAAGAUAUGCAUUUCAUCCUGAACACCCUGAAGGAAAAGCUGGUUUCCAUUGGCCUUGCGAAGAGAGAGGUGAAAGGUUUUCACUCCUGUAAGAAAAAGAAAGAUAAGAAUGCUGCGUCCACAUCAGAGCCUGUUCCUGAGCUGAGUCAGGACCCUCCUCUGCAGGAUUCUCCCAAAAACGGCUGGACAGAUGUGGCAGCCAGAAAACAACUAGCAAUCGGCAUCAAUGAGGUCACCAAAGCUGUGGAGAGAAACGAGCUCAAACUGUUGCUUGUGUGCAAGUCUGUCAAGCCAAAACACAUGACGGAUCAUCUAAUCGCUCUGAGUGCAACUCGAGGUGUGCCAGCAUGCCAGGUGCCUCGACUGAGCCAGAGUUUGUCUGAGCUUCUGGGGCUGAAAAGUGUCCUCGCGCUGGGAUUCAGACACUGUGCCUCUCAAGGUGAUGAGGUGUUCACUAACACUGUUGAGGCCAUAACAGCCAAAGUGCCCUCCCUGGAUGUCGCCUGGUUACAAGGUGGAGCACAGAGCGUAAAACCUAAAGACUUUGUGAACCCUGAGGAGGAGGAAGGCGAAGCUGAGAGGAAGGGACAGAAAAGAAAACUAGAGAGUGAAUCUGAGCUCACAGAAUCUGUCUCCUCUGGCAACCUGCAACCCCUCCAGGUUAAGAAAAUAGUCGCUAAUCCUGCAAAGAAAAGAAAAACAAAGGCUAAGUCAUAGCUGGUCAUUCUACACAGAGCUCAACCUUAAUGUUAAAAGAAACACACUGAAUUUUUUUCCAUUGGCUUUAUGCCAUUUACAAUGGGGUUUUGUUUACUUGGGAGUUACAAAGCCUCAAAGAAUAUUUUCUUCAAGGGUAAUUAUAUUUUAAGAGUUUUCUGUACCUUUAAAAAAUUUAAAAUGUUCAGUAUUUAAUUUUUAAAAAGGAUAAAGGGUCAGAAUAAUCAGUUUUGUGGGGGGUUUUCUUACCAGUAAGUCAUUAGUUUAAUAAUUGAAGUUUCCUGUUUCUUCUUAUUUUUUUUUUUUUUUAACUUAAAUUGGUUAUUGAAAUAAUUGUUAUGUAAAUAACUUUUAAAGCAAUCUGUUCCAAAUUCAAAUGAGAUGAGUAGAACAAUAUGGAAGCCCUAUGCGGACAUAUGUCUGUACAUGGUGUUUUACUCUGCUUUGUUGUUAAAAGUAAAUUUCGUUUGUUCUCUUCA
Messenger RNA from Cheilinus undulatus (humphead wrasse), 1406 nucleotides. RefSeq names its product ribonuclease P/MRP 38 subunit (gene rpp38). Gene Ontology annotation, molecular function: ribonuclease P activity; ribonuclease P RNA binding. Gene Ontology annotation, cellular component: nucleolar ribonuclease P complex; ribonuclease MRP complex; fibrillar center. The coding region runs from base 109 to 927 and encodes 272 amino acids. The record is from RefSeq and is a predicted model, not a curated record. The transcript is spliced from 2 exons. Lineage: Eukaryota; Metazoa; Chordata; Actinopteri; Labriformes; Labridae. Gene Ontology annotation, biological process: tRNA 5'-leader removal.